AUGCAAGGUCUUAGGCAUAAAACCAUCAUCAUCAAGAGAUUCAGAGAACAAAUCUCCACCCAAAAUGGACCAUCAUUCGAGACGAAGAGAGUUGGUAAAGCUUUGGAUAAAAACAUCGAAAAAAAGGAAACAAAAGCGUCGACAUCCAAGACUGAAAAGGAGAAAAGUAAAUGCUCACCAAAUAAAGUGGUUGUUAGUCAGAGCGACAUUAAAAGUGAACCAUCGACUUCAAAAUGUGGUAAUUUGAUAAAUCAAACAAUAUCGAUACAGGUAUGGGUAGAGGAUAAGGAAGCGACCAGAGGACCUAUAUUUAUACGAAUUCCACGGGAAGCAACAAUGGGACAAUUGCGGCGGCAAGCGGAAACGACUCUUGGACUGGAUUCUCGAUUACAACGUUGGAUAGUUGGCCGAACUCUUUGUUUGGAUGUUAAUACUCCAUUAAUCUCUUUAGCUGGCUCGGAUCUUAGCGCACCGUUUUACUUAUGUUUAGUAGAGUCAGAAACAAAACAAGAAACUACUUGCAGUACUGAAGCAAAUGAACAAAAAUUAAAAGAAGACGACAUUGCAAAACUGACUAAUAAUAAUUCUGGAGAAGUAUAUAAUGAGUUAAUGAAACUAGAACAGCAAGCGAUUGUUCCCAAUAGCGAAGCUUUUGAAUGCGGAGUUUGUAUGGAUGUCUGUGAGCCAGGAAGAGGCGCUGUGCUCCGUGAUUGUAUCCACACAUUUUGCAGAGACUGUCUCUCGGACGUUGUGCGCCAUUGUGAGGAUCCAAUUGUGUCAUGCCCCGCAAUGGGAUGUCCUGGCGUGCUACAAGAACGUGAAAUACGCGUAUUAUUGACCCAUGAAGAAUAUGAGCGAUGGCUUGCACGUGGACUCGCUACCGCGGAAUGUGGUACGCGGAAUGCAUUCCAUUGUCGCACUCGCGACUGUACGGGCUGGGCUCUUUGUGAACCCGGAGUUAGAAAAUUUCCUUGCCCAGUAUGCAAAUGCAACAACUGUGUUCCUUGCCAGGCUAUUCACGAAGGCGAAACUUGUGAAGAAUACCAAGCCAAACUUCGUACCGCUGUGGCGUCAGCUCAGACAAAUGACACCGAUGAGGGCACACGGACUUUGCUGAAUUCUCUUAUACGCCGUGGUGAAGCUUUGGAGUGUCCGGAAUGUCACGCUAUUAUCACGAAAAAAUGGGGAUGCGAUUGGGUGAAAUGCUCAGCGUGUAAAACGGAAAUUUGCUGGGUGACACGCGGUCGCCGUUGGGGUCCAGGUGGUCGGGGCGAUACAUCGGCGGGUUGCAGAUGUGGUGUUGACGGCAAAAGAUGCCACCCCUCUUGCGGUUAUUGCCAC
Messenger RNA from Iphiclides podalirius (scarce swallowtail), 1341 nucleotides. The record is from the annotation of a GenBank genome assembly. Lineage: Eukaryota; Metazoa; Arthropoda; Insecta; Lepidoptera; Papilionidae.